Molecule: messenger RNA, 1374 nt
Organism: Lachancea fermentati
Lineage: Eukaryota; Fungi; Ascomycota; Saccharomycetes; Saccharomycetales; Saccharomycetaceae
Source: the annotation of a GenBank genome assembly
AUGGCUAACAUUAGCAUGCCAAAAAAAAGAGGAAGACCUCCAAUUUUGAAGAAUUAUUCAGAUCCGAUGAAAAGCCCGAUGGCUUAUUCCUCUCUGCAGAUGCAAAAGAUGGGAGCACAAACUUUCACAAAGCCGCUGAUGAAGGUCACGACAUCAAGUGUAUCUACUCCGUCACCUAGGAAACGCAGAAACAGCAGUUUGAACCUGGAAGCUUCACCCUCUUCGACGGGAGGUUCUGCCAAGAAGGCGAGACAUAGAGGGACGCUUCUAGCAACACCUGUCAGGAGGCCCAGGAGCCAUUCAAACUCCUCGCCUCUCACUCCAUCUGACAACAUUUUUUCCUCGGAAACCAAGAGACAAAUUUUAAAGAGUUCACCCAUUGAAUUUGAGGCUGUAGAAACGCCAAAGAAACCACAAGGCUAUGCGGAGGAGUUAUCGGACACACCAUUCAAAUUUUCGCUGUGCAUCGGCGAAGAUGGAAAGGCCAAGAUAGCUGGCCCUGUGUCUACGUCCAAGGUAGUUGUACCCUCUCCAAAAAAGAUGCCCCUGUCAACUUUCGACAAGAGGAAGGUUUUGGGUCUGCUCAAAAAGAUGAAAAGCACGCGGAAGGAGAUUGCACCCUCUCCAGUUUCCCCACCAACGUCCAAAGCCGCCAUGGUACGUCCUAGUGAGGUAUUCUCCACGGUUCCUCCUUCGUCACCACAGCAAGUCGGCAAUUCUCAACUGACAAUGCCCUGGACACCCAGAUGCACGUCUGUUUUCCAGUUUAGAACAGGUUUUACGCCAAAUAUCGCGAUAGAUGAAGUUUUGGAGGAGCCUGAAAAGACACUUGAGUCUCAAGAUGGCAAACAAGGGAGAAACAAAUCUUUAUCGCGAUCCAAUAGCUUUGUAUUCAAAUUAUCCUCUGGCGAUCCACUACUCAUGACAGAUGAUCCAAAUACAGAACUCUUGCUUACCCAUCCACAAGCGAACCCUGCGGUUGAACUCUUUUAUCAACAGCUUUUGAACUCGCCUCGCAAACCUGUAACUUGCUUUAAUACACCUCCAUCACUAAUGAAUUUGGGUUCUCCCCGGCCAACGUCAAUGCAAGAAUCUUCAAGCAUCCCGCCUAUUGUCGUAACCGCCACUGAUUCUGCAAAUCGGUUUUCGCAGAGUAAGCGAAGUGUCCCUUCUACACCCGUAGCUGAGCCGACUCAGGAAUAUACGCUGUCCAUUCAAUGUACUCCAUUAAUACAACAGACGAUGAACGGAUCUCUGAAUAGGCCAAUUAAUGAUUCUUUCACGCAAAAGCCUUCAAAGGCUCAGAAGCCAAAGUUGAUGGAGCAGGACGAUGCUAGGCUCGCUUUGAGAAAGUUAAUCAGUGGGCUGGAAUAG